Molecule: messenger RNA, 591 nt
Organism: Cornus florida
Lineage: Eukaryota; Viridiplantae; Streptophyta; Magnoliopsida; Cornales; Cornaceae
Exons: 1
Coding region: 1-591 (196 amino acids)
Source: RefSeq, a predicted model, not a curated record
AUGGAGACUAUAUCAGAUAACACUACGUUUAAGGUUACGAAUCAAGGCUUUGUGAAGUUAGAUCGAUUUGAUGGAUCUAACUUUACUCGUUGGAAGGAUAAAUUAAUGUUCCUACUCACUAUUCUUAAAAUCUCAUAUGUUCUGGAUCCAAAUCUCCAACCAUUCCCAGAACCAAUAGAUAAAGAUACAAAGAAAAUGAUUGAAGAUAGGAAGAAACGAGAGGAAGAUGAAUUAGUCUGCAGAAGUCACAUUCUGAACACACUUUCAGACCGAUUCUACGAUCUCUAUACUCCUAUGAAGUCUCCUCGGGAAAUUUGGAAUGCACUAGAAUUCAAGUACAAAACUGAGAAACUAGGUAAGGAUAAAUUUUUAAUAUUUAAGUACUUUAAAUUCUCAAUGGUUGAUAAUUUGUCAGUUUUAGAUCAAGUUCAUGAAUUGCAAGUUCUAGUCACAAAGCUUCUUAAAGUAAAAAUUGUACUUCCAGAAUCCUUCCAAGUGGGGGCUAUGAUUUCAAAGUUACCUCCAAGUUGGAAUGAUUAUAGAAAGAAACUUCAGCAUAAGACAGAAGAAUUUACUUUGGAAGAAAUAUAG